CAACAGAAUGGCUAACAAAGACCAAAGCAUUCAAUCCUUCGACAGUCAACCCAUCAUUAGUCCACACCCACCAUGAAAUACGAAAGAGUGACAUCGCAACCCGAGAAUCCGUAUUCCAAGCUCAUCCCCGACCAAAAGAUUGCCGUUAUCCCAGAGAUCGGCCUCGAAAGCGGUGGUGUUCUAUACAAUGUGCCGAUAGCGUACAAGACAUAUGGCUCCCUGUCGCCCGCAGCCGACAAUGCCAUGGUUAUCUGCCAUGCGCUGACUGGCAGUGCUGAUGUUGGCGACUGGUGGGGUCCCUUGCUUGGAGGUCCUGGCAAGGCUUUCGACAUGUCGCGCUUCUUCGUUGUCUGUCUGAACAGCUUGGGCAGUCCCUAUGGAAGUGCCAGCCCGGUCACGAGUAAGGAUGGCAACUCACAAAACGAGCACUACGGCCCUGAGUUCCCUUUGACCACCGUCAGGGACGAUGUCAACAUCUUCAAGCUUGUCCUGGACGAUCUGGGUGUCAAGCAGAUCGCUGCAGUAGUUGGAGGCUCCAUGGGUGGUAUGCUCGUCCUUGAGUUUGCCUACUUUGGAAAGGACUAUGUUCGCUGCAUUGUACCCAUCGCUACAUCGGCCCAGUACAGUGCUUGGGGAAUCAGCUGGGGUGAAGCUCAAAGACAGAGCAUCUAUAGUGAUCCCAAGUACGAUGAUGGAUACUACACCUUCGAGGACCCUCCUUCCACAGGUCUCUCGGCCGCCCGCAUGUCAGCACUCCUGACUUACCGCAGUCGCGACUCGUUUGAAUCCAGAUUUGGCCGCAACACUCCCGACCCUUCGCGCAGGCAGAACAUCAAUGGCUCCUUCCGUCCCUCGACUCCAUCAAGCGACCACUUUGCCAUACACAAUGAGGGUCACAAGAACGCUGGUUCGCCUCGCUACAGCCGCGUCAACAGCUCCGCCGAUCUCUCCACCUCGAUCGAGUCCCUCCCUCCAGCCAACACUCCUCCUCAGAUGAUCAUGGAUCCUCAAUUCCACGGCACCACUCCUCUCCCCACGAACGCUCCUCCUCCCUCAAGCAGCAGACUGAAGCGUACACCCACCUACUUCUCCGCCCAAUCCUACCUCCGCUACCAAGGCGAGAAGUUCAUCAAGCGCUUCGAUGCCAACUGCUACAUCGCCAUCACCCGCAAGCUAGACACACACGACGUCUCCCGCGGCCGUCUACCCGCCGACACCCAGACCACAACUCCCGUCGCCGACGCUCUCGCCUUGAUCGAACAACCGACACUCGUCCUGGGUAUCCAAUCCGACGGCCUCUUCACUUACGCCGAGCAAAAAGAACUCGCCGCCGCAAUCCCCAACUCCGUACUCAAGAACAUCGACUCUCCCGAAGGUCACGACGCCUUCCUCCUCGAAUUCGAACAAGUAAACCGCUUCGUCUUGGACUUCUUGCACGAAGUCCUGCCCGACGUCAUGGCCAGGGAGCCCGUGGACUUUGUCAGCCAUGAUGGUGUCGAGGGUGACAAAGUCGUCAAGACCAGCACUUUCGGCGAGGCCGAGGUCGCUGACAUUACCGCUUGGUAAAGUGACAAGACAAAGUAUGAGGAGACACAGACAGGAUAGAUUUUUUCUGGAGCGUAUCAUUUCAACCACAUUUAUGUAUUUAGACGAUUCUCAUGACCAAAUUAAAUUUCAACAUUUUUGGACGCAUUCUAUCUAUUUACACCCCAUCGCAAAAUACUCGACUGCUUGGACAUUGUUUACAACAAUGGCUUUUC
Molecule: messenger RNA, 1760 nt
Organism: Aureobasidium pullulans EXF-150
Lineage: Eukaryota; Fungi; Ascomycota; Dothideomycetes; Dothideales; Saccotheciaceae
Product: homoserine O-acetyltransferase
Exons: 2
Coding region: 73-1566 (497 amino acids)
Biological process (GO): L-homoserine metabolic process
Molecular function (GO): homoserine O-acetyltransferase activity
Source: RefSeq, a predicted model, not a curated record